UCGCCUCCGAGGCCAUGGAAAAAGGAAAGCCGUUUAAAUUGUUCGUGCCGCCGCGCCUGAGCGGCGGUCAGGUGUCUGCAGUCAAACCCCAGACCAGCUCUCGGGCCGCGGGGCUGUGUCAGGGUUUUAACAAAUGCCCAGAUGACGAUUUUAAUUCACCUUUUGUAAUGACGAAUACACUGAACCAUGGUGAAAUCACUGAUUCAGAUGCGAUUUCACAGCAAGUAAAACUUUGCUCUGAGAUAGAUGAAGAGAAUAUAGAAACAAUGAAUGAAUUGUAUUCAAAACUCUACAAAGAGGCUGAGAAGAUCAAGCGAUGGAAAGUAACUGUAGAAUCAGAACUAAAGCAAAAGGAAAGAAAAUUGCAAGAAAAUAGAAAGAUUAUUGAAGCACAGCGUAAAGCCAUUCAAGAAUUGCAGUUUGAAAAUGAAAAACUAAGCUUAAAACUGGAAGAUGAGAUAUGUGAAAAUAAAGAUCUUUUAAAAGAAAACAGCACUUCAAGGCAUCUAUGUAACCUACUCAAGGAAACCUGUACUCACUUCACAGAGAAGUCCACCAAAUAUGAACACGAAAGAGAAGAAACAAGACAACUACAUGUGGAACUUAAUAACAACAUUGAAAGAAUGAUAGUGGCAUUUGAAGAGCUUCGUGUGCAAGCAGAGAACACCAGAUUGGAAAUGUGUUUCAAAUUAAAAGAAGAAGCAGAAAGAGUGGACAAGUUUGAAAAAGAAUGCAAACUGGAAGUCAGUAUGAAGGAGAAACAGAUUUCAGUUCUUACCAUACAGAGUGGUGAAAAAGAUGAUGUAAUAAAAGACCUUAAGACUCAGCUGCAGGAAUCAAAAAAUAAAAUUGCAGACUUAGAAGAAGCAAAAAGACUGGAAGGGGAAAUGUUAAAAGAAUCCCAGCUCAAUCAAGAGUAUUUGAGGGCAGAACUGGAAGAAGCCAAAGUUUCAUUGCAAAAAACAGAGGCUACUCAAAAGAGCUUAGAAACUGAACUGCAGACUGCAGUGGAAACAUUAAUUCAGGUCACUCAGGAGAAAGAAGCACAGAUGGAAGAAUGUAAAGAAACUGAGGCUUUGCAUACAUCCAUGAUAGAAGAGUUCGAGACUUCUACUUCCAAUUUAAAAAGCUUGCUGCAAGAAGAACAAAAUAGAUUGAAGAAAUAUGAAGAAGAGUCAAAACUGCUUACCGUGGAGCUCACAAAUAAGUCUGCUGAGCUGGAAGAGAUGACUAAACUAAAAUGUGACAAAGAAAUGCAACUUGAACAGCUGUCAGAAACACUGGAUAAAGCUGAGGAACUUCUUGGGAAAAAGAAAGAUCUUGAGGCAACUGUUGAAAAUUUGCAGGAGAGAGGAAAAGAAAUGGAAAAUAUUCUUCACGUUAGAGAGAAAGAAAUGCAUGAUUUGCAGAUACAGCUGACUAGUAAAGUUGAAAAGGAACAGAGUUAUAUAGAACGACUUACGACACUGAAUGCAGAUCUUGAACGAGAGGCGCUAAAGAAUGAGCAACUAACAGUGCAUAUCAACACGCUCUUAUUAGAAAAAGAGCAAAUGGACCAAGAGAAAAGUAAUAUAGCUGCAGAACUCAGGAAACUACAAGAAAUUCAUGAGGGUGACAGAAAAAAAGAAGAAAAUACAAAGCAGUUAGUAGAUAAUCUGGAAGAAACAAAUAGCCAGCUAAGAAAUGAACUAGAGUCUUUGAAGGAGAAGAUGGCAAAGAAGGGUGAAGAGAUUAAAAGCAAACUGGAUGAAAGUGAAGAAAAUGUAUGCCAUACUAAGAGUAUUGAAAAUGAAAUUUCAAGAAAGGAAAGGCAGUUGAAGAUUCUAGACAAUAAGUUGAAUAAUUUGAAGAAACAGGUGGAAAAUAAAACAAAGUAUAUUGAAGAGCUGCAACAGGAGAACAAGGUGCUGAAAAAGAAAAUGACUGCAGAAAGCAAGAAAACAAGUAUUUAUGAAGGGAAGGUGAAUAAACUACAGCUAGAGAUGGAAAAUAUGAAAAAUCAACAUAAGGAAACAGUUGACAUGUAUAAAAGAGAAAUUGAAGCAAAAAGAGUAACCGAAAAUAAAUUGCUUGAAGAGGUAGAAAAGAUGAAGUUACUUGCUGAUGAAGCAACAAUAACACAGAGAGAAAUGGACAUCCGAUGUCAACACAAGAUAACUGAAAUGAUGGCACUUAUGGAAAAGCACAAAGAAAGCGAACUGUCAUGUUUGAAAAGUGAACUGUCAUCCCUUAAGGAGCAGCUUAAAGUAGAAAUUGAAGAGAAGAAAACACAGACUCAUUUUACUGAGACACCUAAACCUCAUUUAGAUCUGGACUGUACAUCUAUUAAUGUAAAAAAAAUAUUGUCUCAAAAUAUUCCUGUAAAAGUCAACAUGACGGAAAGUAAAAAAACAUCUCCUCCAGCACCUGCAAAAAGUCCCUUGGGUAGUCGAUUAUUAAAGACAUAUAUUGUAAAGACUCCCCCAGUACAUAAAAUGCAAAGUGAAAGCACAAAUCUGCUUUCAGAACAGAGGAAAAAGCAAAAAGUACUUCUGCAGCUGGAUGCUCAGUCAGAUAGCUCUGAACAUAGUGACCUCCUGAGCAUAGUUUCAGAGGAAGAAAUGUUUAAAAAAUUAUACAAAGAUUAUCCACAAGCUUCACAAUUAUAUGCCAUGACACCAAAAAAGAAACCGACUACAUCAAACCUGAAAGCUCCAGGCUCUGCACUGAAACUUACAACUGUGAGAAAAAUGAGAGAGGCUGGGUGGACUGCAGUUUCCAAAAUGGACAGGAAAAGAAAAAUUAAAGAAGCUGAAAAACUCUUUACUUAAAAUAAAAAAAUGACUAGUGCCCAGCAUUAUUUGAUUAGUGCAACCACAGUGUUGUUAUUCUUUGAGAGUUAGUACAUUGUUGCAUUUUUCUGUCUUGUUCAGUAUGUUUAAUACUACAUUAAUUUUCUUUUUACAGAUAAACCUUAUAGACAUGGAACUACUGCAAUCUGUUGAGCAUUUUAAACAUUUCAUUCACUAUACUAUAAAAAGUCUUUUUUGAAAUUAGUCCAAAUAUGAAGAAAGCUGUUUCAAAAAAAAUAAAUCUGGCAUUAGAAAUACUGGCUGUAACAAACUUCAGUUCUGUUAUGUAAAAUUUGCUCUCUUUUUCUUAACAUAUGAUUAACAAAAGGAUAUUAUUUAGUAAAUGAAACGCUGAAGCUGCUAAAAUGCAUGCAUUUUUAUGUGAAAUUGUCUUGCUUUUUCUUUCAUAGUAAAUGUCAGAACUGUCUUUUUAGACUGUUUUGUUUGCAAUAGCUACUACUUUGGUAUGUUAGAACAGUUUUGGAACUUUUAAAAUUGGAUUUUCAAUAGUAUUACAUAGGUAUAAGAAGAUUUCACCUUCAUUAGGAACAAAAUAUAUACACAUAUUUUAAGAGUGUAAACACAGUAGUAAGAUGUCAUUACAUUGUUAAUUUGAAGCAUAAACUGUGGAACCAUCUGUUGUUGUUACUUUAUUUAUUAGAACACAUAUAUAAAUCACCAGACCGCUUUCCUAAGAACUAACAGUUUCUCUCAUGUAAGCAUAAGAAUAGAAUAACAUAUAUUUCUGCAUUAAUCUUUAAUUAAUCUUGGUUCCACAACAACAAAAACCUGCUUCAGAGCCUAAGGAUAACAAGAAAACUGCAGGUACAUCUUAAAAAUAGUAAGAAAAAUAAAAAUCCUGGAUUCAUCUGAAGUUGGUAGCAAAACAUGUAUUCCAUUAGUUUUCCGCAGCAGUUUUAUGUAUAAGUUAGUAUUUCGGGUUCCUUCUGACUUACCUGUUGAGCAGUGAUAUUCAUAAUAUUUUUUAUGUAUUUAAUUCAUAUUAAAUUACUAUUUACUGAUAAAUAUUUUCCAAAGAUCUGAAACAAUGUACCGUUUUUUCCCUCCAUAUUUGGAAAUUGAAUGUGCUAUGCAAGAAAAUUUUCUGAGAAACUAGAACGACUUUUCUUGCUGGAAAUGUAUUUCAUACAUUUGCAGAAUACUGAUUUUAUGAUGUAUCUACUUGAACAGUGUAAAUUAGACCAAACAAAGAACAGUUGCUUAUAAAACACAAGUUUCAGAUGUCUGUUCCUUUCAAAAAAGAUUAUUUUACAAGAAGUAGUGUAAAAUAAUCCCUUUAAGCCUCUCACAUGUACAUUAUUUAUCAUGUACAUAGAAUGUCAUUGAAAGUCAGUUAUUCUCCAGUUCAGUUUGGGAUGUCACUCGCUAAUCUCUCUUUACCUACUUAGCAGGAAAAAGAAAAUGUACGCAAGGAAACACAACAUGUAUGUGCCAUGUGUCAUUUAUUUUAAUAGGGGUUGGUGUUUUAUACAAGAUCUAAAUACCUGUCAAUGUUUGUUACUUCAUUUCGAGAUAGCACAUUUCUAGUUUUGACUGUUGCUAUUGUUAUCUUCAACAGAUAUGCAGAUUUGACUUCUAAGGUAGUUACGGAGUAAUCAAAAAUAAAAAAGUCAAGUUAUUUCAAAGUAUAAGAGACUUCUACCUAGUGUUCUCAGCUGUGGCUCACAUAUAGAUCUGUAAGUUAUAAUUUUGCAAUAUUCAAGUUAAGAUCCAAAAUCCACAUCAAGCUUAGCUUACACACAUUUAUAACUUCACUUAUUCCAGAAAAUGUGGUUUGAAUGACUUCCUGUGGAAAGGUAAGUAAAUAAAUACAUAUUUAUUGAGAUUUUACAUGUUUUUCUUGUCAUCUGUCAAGCAUGAUUUCCUGUAUAGUGGUGUAUAUAUAUACCUCGUAUCUGACAUUGUCCGAGAAGAAAUUAUAAGAAACAUGAACAGGAAGAAUUAAAAAUGCUACUGAACUAUUUUAAGUUUGUACAUGUUACAAUGAGUCUUGUAGUACUUAAAAUGUCUUGAAGGUGGAGAAAAGUCUUUUUUCCACUUGAACAAUUAGAAGGGUGUAUUGCCCAUGUCUAGACUCAAAUGUAACGUAGCCAAUUUGGACUACAUUAUUCUCCAGUGAUGUUUUGGCAGUCUGAUACCACGAGUAUGCAUUUUUUGUAUAAAUUAUUUGCCAAAAAUACAAAAAUACCAUUAAUACCACUAUAGAAAACUUACAGGAAACAGAAACAGGCAUAGUAUGAGGCAAGUACAACUCUACAUCCUU
Messenger RNA from Cygnus olor (mute swan), 5115 nucleotides. It is a transcript of the gene SYCP1, whose product is annotated as synaptonemal complex protein 1. The record is from RefSeq and is a predicted model, not a curated record. Gene Ontology annotation, molecular function: double-stranded DNA binding. Lineage: Eukaryota; Metazoa; Chordata; Aves; Anseriformes; Anatidae. The coding region runs from base 15 to 2810 and encodes 931 amino acids. Gene Ontology annotation, cellular component: synaptonemal complex; transverse filament; male germ cell nucleus. Gene Ontology annotation, biological process: meiotic DNA repair synthesis; chiasma assembly; synaptonemal complex assembly. The transcript is spliced from 29 exons.